CGAUAACAUCGCGAGUGGUAACAGGACAUUCGUAUCCGACAAUAUAAUACUAUGACCGACAUUCUGAGCAACGUACACAAUUCCGAUAAAGUGUCCGCCCUGAUCAAAGAGGCGGAAAGCCUGAAAUCUAAGUUGGAAGAAGAACGGCAAAAGUUGAACGAUGUUACCCUAUCGUCAGUAGCGGAUCGCUUGGAGUUGAUAAGUUAUUUAAACAUAAAACCGCGCCGUGUUCUCAAGGGUCAUCAGGCAAAAGUACUGUGUUCUGAUUGGUCUCCGGACAAACGUCACAUUGUAUCCUCAUCCCAGGAUGGUAAGCUGAUUAUUUGGGAUGCUUUCACCACUAACAAAGAGCAUGCAGUUACGAUGCCUACAACUUGGGUAAUGGGAUGUUCGUAUGCUCCAUCAGGCAAUCUGGUGGCUUGUGGAGGGUUGGAUAAUAAAGUAACUGUUUACCCUAUAACGCUGGAAGAGGAUAUAUCCGCAAGGAAAAAAACAGUGGGCACACAUACAAGCUACAUGUCCUGCUGUAUUUUUCCAAAUUCUGAUCAACAAAUUUUAACGGGUAGUGGUGACUCUACUUGUGCUCUUUGGGAUGUUGAAUCCGGACAGCUUCUGCAAAGCUUUCAUGGUCAUACCGGAGACGUGAUGUCCAUAGAUCUAGCUCCCAAUGAGACUGGAAACACGUUCGUAUCUGGAAGCUGCGACAAGAUGGCGUUCAUUUGGGAUAUGCGCUCAGGGCAUGUGGUUCAAUCUUUCGAAGGCCACCAGUCUGAUGUUAAUAGCGUUAAAUUUCACCCCAGUGGCGAUGCAAUCAGCACCGGGUCGGACGAUAGUACUUGUCGUCUUUUUGAUAUGCGAGCGGAUAAAGAGGUGGCCGUGUUCAACAAGGAUAGUAUUAUUUUUGGUGUGAAUUGUGUUGAUUUUUCUGUAAGCGGACGCUUAUUGUUUGCUGGAUACAAUGACUAUACUGUCAAUGUUUGGGAUACGCUCAAAGCACAACGAGUUUGUCUGCUGUACGGUCAUGAAAAUAAAGUUUCUUGUCUUCAAGUAUCACCAGAUGGCACGGCGUUAUCAACAGGAAGCUGGGAUUACACACUGAGGAUCUGGGCAUAAACCGAAAUCUCCAUCUAAUCAAAUGUUGGAACCAGUAUUAUUAGCUGAACAGUUUAUGAGUCAAGGCGCUUUGUGGCAAUAUAGCAAAGUGAACUACUAGUCUAACCGUAGAAUUGUUCCAGUACCUUUACUGAUCCAUGUUAGCCUAUAGGACGUUAUUCUGGUAAAAUGAAUGUCUAAGAAAAAUUUGCUUCACUAAAUUUUCAACACAUUCGAUGUACUCGUUGUGGUAAUGUACGAUUUUUAAAGCUUAAUUGUUGGUUCUGCAGUGAAAUUUCGAAAAAUAGAAAUAACUAAAGGCCUGUGGCGAUCUAUGUAAUAAACAAUACAAUCAAGUAGAGAUAA
Anopheles coustani is the source of this 1458-nucleotide messenger RNA. RefSeq names its product guanine nucleotide-binding protein subunit beta-5 (gene Gbeta5). Gene Ontology annotation, biological process: G protein-coupled dopamine receptor signaling pathway; G protein-coupled receptor signaling pathway. The coding region runs from base 52 to 1113 and encodes 353 amino acids. Gene Ontology annotation, molecular function: protein binding; signaling receptor complex adaptor activity. NCBI's taxonomy places the organism in Eukaryota, Metazoa, Arthropoda, Insecta, Diptera, Culicidae. The transcript has 5 exons. Gene Ontology annotation, cellular component: cytoplasm; heterotrimeric G-protein complex. The record is from RefSeq and is a predicted model, not a curated record.